AUGGAGGAUGAAGAGCAGACACUGAUGGCGACAGAAGACGCCUGCCGUGUUUACGUUGGAAACUUAUGUCCCAAGGCCAAGGAAGCACACAUAGCUAGCAAAUUCUCUCAAUUCGGGACAAUUCAUAGUGUCUGGAUCGCUCGCAGGCCUCCAGGUUUUGCCUUUGUCCGUUUUGAAUGUCCAGAUGCUGCGCAGCGGGCAGUCAGUGCGUGUCAGGAGACUCGGGCUAUGAUAAUCUUUGGCAAGGCUGUGCGCGUUGAAAUGGCCGGGGAAAAGGACAGAAAGCUUUCGACAGACACGACCAUCCAACAGGUUAAAAACCGCAAAACCUUGGAUGUGGCGCGUGUAUUCCAAGAUUGCGCGGCAAUCAUCACAUCAAAAGGAGGUAUUAUUCGCUCGACAGAGAAUUGUGGCGAAAAGCGGUUGGGCUACGGCAUUGAAGACCGUCGGUGGGGCGCACUGCAGCGCCAUUAUGAAAGCAAAGUUAUCGUGCAACAAUUCACUACGUCGGCUGCUGUGCUCAAGGAGGUGGAGACCAAAUUGAAAAAUUGUUUUCCAGUCAUUCGCUUUCAAACCUUUAAAGUUCGCGACCCACUGGACAAGCUAAUGAAUACACGCAUGACGCUAGAGGAGGCUCAGCUUUUGCUCAAUCCGGCAGCCAAGGCCAAGGCUCUACAAGCUGCUAGGGAGGCAAAAAGGUCUUCUCGUACGCAUGAUUCCAAUUUGGCUGACGUUAAACCUGAAGACUUUUUCGACCAGGAGGAGGAAAAUGAAGCUGCUCAGUAUAAGCAGUAUGUGCCAGAGUGGAAGCGUGACGCUUUAUUCGAGCCUGAUGUGCCUGCACAUCUCAAGACAAAGGUGCAUGAAAAGUAA
Plasmopara halstedii is the source of this 873-nucleotide messenger RNA. Its product is annotated as ribosomal protein s6. The coding region runs from base 1 to 873 and encodes 290 amino acids. Gene Ontology annotation, cellular component: ribosome; nuclear speck. Lineage: Eukaryota; Oomycota; Peronosporomycetes; Peronosporales; Peronosporaceae. Gene Ontology annotation, molecular function: rRNA binding; structural constituent of ribosome. The transcript is spliced from 3 exons. Gene Ontology annotation, biological process: translation; mRNA splicing, via spliceosome. The record is from RefSeq and is a predicted model, not a curated record.